GCCAUCAUGUGGACAAUGUGGAUAGUGCUGGCACUGUUCACUAGCCAAUGGGCUGAGAUAGAUGCAUUAAAUCAAGUCGUUUUCCCUCGUGCGUGUGUUAGCAGGCGACUUAUCAAUCGUUAUGGUUUAAACGAAGAAAUCUAUGGACUGGGAAAUUGUGGAGGCGGAAAAUCGAAUCAAAUGCGCCUUCCGCGUCGCGUCGAUCCCACUUUUCACGGAAACCCAAAGCCACGCGGAGAGCUGCUGGCCAACAAAUUUAACAUAAAUUUGUAUAGAUUUGAUCAGACCAACUCCCUUGUGUCGCUUGUCAACAAGAUAGCUCAGGAGUACUUAGAAAAGUGUCCACCGGUUAUAUAUUACGAUGCUUUUGUGGAAAAAUCGGAUGGACUGGUGUUGGAGACUCUAUUCAAGACCAUUCCUAUUACGUUUUACCAUGGCGAAAUUAAUUCCCGCUAUGAGGCCGAAAAUCGACACUUUACAAGUCAUAUCGACAGCAAUUGCAAGAGCUACAUUCUGUUUCUUUCGGACCCGCUGAUGGCACGUAAGAUUCUGGGGCCUCAGACAGAAAGCCGCGUGGUGCUCGUCUCACGGUCAACGCAGUGGAAGCUCCGUGACUUUCUGUCAUCGGAGCUGUCUUCAAAUAUUGUGAAUUUACUGGUUAUUGGAGAGUCGCUGAUGGCCGACCCAUUGCGUGAGCGUCCGUACGUAUUAUACACCCACAAGCUGUACUCAGAUGGUCUCGGCUCGAAUACACCCGUAGUGCUCACUAGCUGGAUAAAAGGCGCUCUAUCGCGGCCUCACAUUAAUCUCUUUCCUCCAAAAUUCCAAGCUGGCUUUGCAGGCCAUCGAUUUCAAGUGUCGGCUGCCAAUCAGCCGCCCUUCAUAUUUCGCAUACGUACUUUGGACUCUUCGGGCAUGACGCAGCUGAAAUGGGACGGCAUGGAGUUGCGGUUGUUGAAAAUGAUUUCGAAGCGUCUGAACUUCUCGGUGGAUAUCUCAGAGGCUCCUAGAGCGCCCGAUACUGGCAGCAUCAUUGACAACAUCCAGGCAGAGAUUGUCCAAAGGACAGUGGACAUUGGAAUGUCCGGUAUUUAUGUGACCGAGGAGCGUCUGCGGGAGACGGACAUGUCGGUGGGACACUCGCGCGAUUGUGCUGCUUUCAUAACCCUGGCGUCCAAGGCGCUGCCAAAGUAUAGGGCUAUCAUGGGCCCGUUCCAGUGGCCAGUUUGGGUGGCUCUUAUUUGCGUGUACUUAGGGGCCAUCGUUCCGAUUGUAUUCACCGACCGCUUGACGCUGAGUCAUUUGCUGGGAAACUGGGGAGAGGUGGAAAAUAUGUUUUGGUAUGUGUUUGGUAUGUUCACAAAUGCUUUUACCUUCACCGGAAAAUACUCGUGGAGCAAUACGCAGAAGAACUCCACACGAAUACUUAUCAGCGCCUAUUGGCUCUUCACGAUAAUCAUUACAUCUUGCUAUACCGGAUCGAUCAUAGCAUUUGUGACGCUGCCAGCAUUUCCAGAUACGGUUGACUCUGUCCUAGAUUUGCUUGGGCUCUUCUUUCGUGUUGGCACGCUGGACAAUGGAGGUUGGGAGACAUGGUUCCAAAAUUCUACACACAUUCCCACGUCACGGCUUUACAGGAAAAUGGAGUUCGUCGGGAGUCUGGAAGAAGGAAUCGGAAAUGUCACCCAAAGUUUCUUUUGGAAUUACGCAUUCCUUGGAUCAAAAGCACAGCUUGAAUACCUGGUCCAAUCCAAUUUCUCGGAUGAAAAUAUAUCCCGGCGAUCGGCACUUCAUCUGAGCGAAGAGUGUUUCGCUCUCUUCCAAAUUGGUUUUCUUUUUCCCCGAGAAUCCGUGUACAAGCGAAAAAUCGACUCUAUGAUUUUGCUGGCCCAGCAGAGCGGACUUAUAAGCAAAAUCAACAAUGAAGUAAGCUGGGUCAUGCAGCGUUCUACCUCAGGUCGCUUGCUGCAGGCCAGUUCGUCCAGCUCCCUGCGAGAAAUCUUCCAGGAGGAGCGCCAACUGACCACAGCGGACACGGAGGGGAUGUUUCUCCUAAUGGCACUCGGGUACUUUCUGGGCGGAACUGCCCUGGUAUCCGAAAUUGUGGGUGGAAUCACCAACAAGUGCCGGCAAAUCAUCAAACGUUCCCGUAAGUCAGCCUCCAGCGCUUGGUCCUCCCAAAACAGUUCCGCACUUGCACCAGGUGGAAAGCGCACCUCUGUCCAGCAAAUGGAGCACGAUGAACGCAAGGCGGCGCGUCGCGACGUGCCGGACGAAAAUGGCCCGAAAAUGAGUUUCGGAAUGCGAGAGUUUAAUUUGACCCGCACAACGUUUCGCGAAUUAUAUGGGAAUUACAGCAGAGCAGAUCAGCAACAAAGCUGUGGCCAGCAUUCGGAUGAUGUGCAGUCCCACGCGCAUGCCAACCAGGACGAAUCCCUGGAUUGUUUGGAUGAGUUAAUAGCUCAUUUGGAGAAGACCGAAGCCCAAAGUGAGCCUUCUAACGAAUAUUUUGGUCCAAACACUGGCACUACACAAUCCUAAACAAAAAAAUGGCGCAAGUUAUCAACUGUAGUUAUCGAUUUAUCGGUGAAAAAUUAAUAUCACAUACAUAUAAAUAAAUACAUCAGGGUGA
Drosophila obscura is the source of this 2632-nucleotide messenger RNA. RefSeq names its product ionotropic receptor 21a (gene Ir21a). The record is from RefSeq and is a predicted model, not a curated record. Gene Ontology annotation, cellular component: membrane. Lineage: Eukaryota; Metazoa; Arthropoda; Insecta; Diptera; Drosophilidae. Gene Ontology annotation, molecular function: ligand-gated monoatomic ion channel activity.